AUGUUCUUUUUGCAUGAUGGAAAUCUGAUCCCAAUAUUUUAUGGUUGUUCCACGAAAGACCCCGAUGGUGAGAUUGGCGUGGAAUGGAGACUCAACCCCACGUUAUUCAAGAAGGGCACCAUGAACUUUUCUCUACCAUUCAUUUCUAACUCUCCUACAACCACACUCGCCCUUUUUGACACACACUGGACUAACCCAUCUGCAGGAAAUGUCAAACUGAAUACGGAUGGAUGCUGGUAUGAAUCGAAUGGAACAGGAGGGUUUGGAGGAUUAUUUAGAAAUCAUAUGGGAGAUUGGAUCAUGGGAUACUAUGGCAAGCGAAGCUUUCAUUCAAGCUUGGAGGCAGAGCUAUGGAGUAUAUACAAGGGGCUGGAAGUCAUACUAGAAAGGAAGCUGGAAAAUGUGAAGAUUGAAUCUGACUCUCUCGUAGCGGUGAACCUCACCAUGGAAGGAAACCCAGGCAACCACCCCCAGAGUGUGCUGAUCAAUGAAAUCCAUGCCCUUCUGACUCAGACUAACACUACGAUUGGGCAUAUCUAUCGUUCGGCCAAUCAAUGCGCCGACCACCUUGCCAGGAUGGGUGCGGAACGCACCGAAGAGCUCGUGUUUGUCAUGGACAUGCCCAUCGCGAUAAGGGAAUUUGUAAUUAGAGAUAGCCUGAAUAUCAGGCAAGUGCUUGACUAG
Molecule: messenger RNA, 684 nt
Organism: Rhododendron vialii
Lineage: Eukaryota; Viridiplantae; Streptophyta; Magnoliopsida; Ericales; Ericaceae
Exons: 2
Coding region: 1-684 (227 amino acids)
Molecular function (GO): RNA-DNA hybrid ribonuclease activity; nucleic acid binding
Source: RefSeq, a predicted model, not a curated record